Messenger RNA from Doryrhamphus excisus (bluestripe pipefish), 1419 nucleotides. RefSeq names its product GPN-loop GTPase 3 (gene gpn3). The record is from RefSeq and is a predicted model, not a curated record. Gene Ontology annotation, molecular function: GTPase activity. Lineage: Eukaryota; Metazoa; Chordata; Actinopteri; Syngnathiformes; Syngnathidae.
ACACACUCUUAAUCUAAUAACAUCUUUGAUCAUAGCCUUUGCGCUGUGACCGUAGUUGUAGUUCACAUCGUGCUCGGUAGGUAGCAGUAGAUAGACUCAACAGCAGUGUCAAUGUGGCAAAAAAGUCGCGAAGAAGUAUCCGGCCUCGUUACAGAAACAUGUCGCCAUCACAAACAAGGGGAUAGUUUUCUGUCAACAAACAUAAUUGUUGCUUUGUGGCAAAAUGCCCCGCUAUGCCCAGAUUGUGAUGGGCCCAGCUGGCAGCGGAAAGAGCACCUACUGCGCUACAAUGAUCGAACAUUUUGAGGCUUUGAACCGCUCGGUUCAAGUGGUCAAUCUGGACCCUGCAGCUGAGCAUUUUGACUACCCUGUCAUGGCAGACAUCCGUGAACUCAUCCAGGUGGACGACGUGAUGGAGGAUGACUCUCUCAGGUUUGGCCCCAAUGGCGGUCUUGUCUUCUGCAUGGAGUACUUUGCCAACAACUUUGACUGGCUGGAAGAAUGCUUGGGUCACGUGGAGGAUGACUACAUCCUGUUUGACUGUCCAGGUCAGAUUGAGCUGUACACUCACCUUCCCGUCAUGAGGCAGCUGGUGGAUCAGCUCCAGCAGUGGGAGUUUCGGGUGUGCGGUGUCUUCCUGGUCGACUCCCAGUUCAUGGUGGAGUCUUUUAAGUUUGUCUCAGGAGUCAUGGCGGCCCUGAGUGCUAUGGUGUCGUUGGAGAUUCCCCAAAUAAACAUUAUGACCAAAAUGGAUCUACUCAGUGCCAAAGCCAAGAAAGAAAUUGAAAAGUACCUUGAUCCAGAUAUGUACUCCAUGAUGGAGGACAACUCCGGCACCCUACGAAGCAAAAAGUUCCAGAAGCUGACCAAAGCUAUCUGUGAGCUGAUUGAUGACUACAGCAUGGUGAGAUUUAUGCCAUUUGACCGCACAGACGAGGAAGGCAUCAACAUAGUUCAGCAGCACAUCGACUUCUCUAUACAAUAUGGGGAGGACCUGGAGGUCAAGGAGUCAAAGGAGCCCGAAGAAGAGGCAGAUAACACAAAUUAUGAUGACUUCUUCCAAGGAAAUGUGGACAGUUGAGAAAUGUAGUUGUAAAUAUCGAUGGCGGAUGAAGUGGAGUUUUGUCAAUAAAUGUUUUUAUCAUGAAUGCGAUGUUCCACUGUUUGAAAUAAGAAGUGACACUCGGUGAUGUGCUCUACUGUUCUGAUACCCCACUAUGAACGCUCCAAGGCAUGGCGUGCUUAUGGAACAGUGCAUAAAACAUUUAUCUCUUUGUAUGAUAGUCCUUGAAUGCACCAUGGUUGCUGUGACACAAAAUGAACUGUAGCCAGUUUGUGUUUAUGCUAUUUCACUUUGUGGUAUCAUAUAUGAUGUUGAGAAAUAUCUUGUAAAAACUAUUAUUUAACUAAUAAAUUACU